AUGGCUUCUAGAAAGGCGGUAACGGACUUACUCCAGGGGGUUUGGAGGAGGGCCAGAGCAACACCCAUGAAAAACGCAUCCUACUUCCACCCAUCUCGUGUGUCUUCUUCGGCAUUCUCUACAACUCGUCUGGCUGCUGCCCGUGGGACAGAAUACCUCCAGCUCCACGACCCCGACCUCACCGAAUCUCAGCGGACGGUGCGUGAAGCGAUCAGCAAGGUGUGCGCGAGAUUCGGGGACGAGUACUGGCUCGCCGCGGACCGCGAGCACCGCUUCCCCACCGAGUUUCAACAGGCGGUGGCCAAGGAUGGCUGGCUGGGCAUCUGCAUGCCGUCGGAGUACGGGGGCAGCGACCUGGGCAUCGCAGAGGCGGCCGUCAUGGUCCAGACGAUCGCCGAGUCCGGGGCCGCAUACGCGGGCGCGAGUGCCGUGCACAUGAACAUCUUUGGGCUGGAACCGGUCAGAAAGUUUGGCUCGGAGGAGCAGAAGAAGAGGAUGUUGGUGCCGCUGAUCGAGGGCCGGGAGAGGGCGUGCUUCGGCGUCACCGAGCCGAACACCGGGCUGGACACGCUGAGGUUACAGUCGCGGGCUGUCAGGGACGGCGACUUCUACCGCCUGAGCGGGCAGAAGAUCUGGAUCUCCACGGCACAGGUGGCGGAGAAGAUCCUCAUCCUCGUCAGGACCACGCCGCUGGACGAGGUCAAGAAGCCCAGCCAGGGCUUGAGCUUGUUCUACACGGAUCUGGACCGGAGCCAGGUCGAAGUGCAAGAGAUCCCCAAAAUGGGCCGGGCAGCGGUGGACUCCAACAGCCUGUUCUUCGACGGGUGGAAGGUGCCCCAGGAGGAUCUGAUCGGUGAGGAAGGCAACGGGUUCAAGAUGAUCAUGCACGGCAUGAACGCGGAGAGGAUAUUGAUCGCCGCGGAGGCCCUGGGGACCGGGUUUGCCGCACUGAGGAGAGCCGCCUUGUACGCCGGGGAGCGGGUCGUGUUUGGGCGGGCGAUCGGGCAGAACCAGGCCAUCCAACAUCCCCUGGCCGAGAGCUGGAUGGAGCUCGAGGCCGCCCGGCUCAUGAUCUACCAGGCCGCCCGCAUGUAUGACGCCGGGUACGAGGCGGGAGAGUACGCCAACGCGGCCAAAUACUUGGCUGCCGAGGCGGCGUUCCGGGCUUGCGAGAGAGCCGUCCUGACCCAUGGCGGGAUGGGGUAUGCGAAGGAGUACCAUGUCGAGAGGUACUUGAGGGAGAUCAUGAUCCCCCGGCUGGCACCGGUCAGUCGAGAGAUGAUCAAGAACUACAUCGGGGAGAGGGUGCUGGGCCUGCCUAGGUCGUACUGA
This is a messenger RNA of Fonsecaea erecta, 1332 nucleotides long. RefSeq lists its product as hypothetical. The record is from RefSeq and is a predicted model, not a curated record. The transcript has a single exon. Gene Ontology annotation, molecular function: acyl-CoA dehydrogenase activity; flavin adenine dinucleotide binding. NCBI's taxonomy places the organism in Eukaryota, Fungi, Ascomycota, Eurotiomycetes, Chaetothyriales, Herpotrichiellaceae. Bases 1 to 1332 code for a protein of 443 amino acids.